Molecule: messenger RNA, 901 nt
Organism: Prosopis cineraria
Lineage: Eukaryota; Viridiplantae; Streptophyta; Magnoliopsida; Fabales; Fabaceae
Product: cytochrome P450 71AU50-like
Exons: 1
Coding region: 132-848 (238 amino acids)
Molecular function (GO): heme binding; monooxygenase activity; iron ion binding
Source: RefSeq, a predicted model, not a curated record
UACAAAAAGCUUCAGAAAUAAGCAGAGCACUUGACCAAUUGUUGGAGAAGAUAAUAGAAGAGCAUGAACAAGCUCCUAACUCAUACAAAGAUGGGAAACGUGAAGAUUUCAUUGACAUAUUAUUGUCAUUAAUGAUGCAUCAACGGAAGGAGGAGGAGGAUGAUGAACAAAACUAUGAAAUUACUCAAGAUGACAUUAAGGCUGUAGCACUAUCUUUGACUGCUGGGGCAUACGAAACUUCUGCUGUCGCUAUCGAGUGGACUCUAUCUGAACUUUUGAGGAAUCCUAGGGUGAUGAAGAAUCUACAAGAUGAGCUAGAAACUGUGGUUGGAAUGAACAGAAUGGUGCAAGAGACAGAUUUAUCAAAGUUGAAUUACUUGAACUUGGUGGUCAUGGAGAAUUUCAGACUCCAUCCCAUUGCACCAUUCAUCCCUCGAGCUUCCACAAAGGAUGUUAUGGUUGAUGGAUACUACAUAGAGAAAAACGCACGAGUCUUGAUAAAUUUAUGGGCACUAGGACGAGAUCCUCGUAUAUGGUCGGAUGAUACUGAUGUGUUUUAUCCAGAAAGGUUCUUGAAUAAUAGUAACUCAAACAACAUUCAAGAAUAUGAUGCUCAACUUCUUUCAUUCGGGUCGGGUCGUAGAAAAUGUCCGGGAAUGCAGAUGGGUUUAACUACGGUUAAACUUGUCGCAGCUCAACUUGUGCACUGCUUUAAUUGGGAGCUUCCUUUUGGGAUGAAACCUGCUGAUUUGGACAUGACCGAAUCAUUUGGCCUCUCGUUGACAAGAUCUAAGCACUUGUCAGCUGUGCUAUCCCAUCGCCUUUCUUCCAAGGCAUACAAUGACUGAAAUUCAUGUAAUAUAACCCGAGACCAAGGACAUGAUGUUAAUGUAAAUAAAUA